Molecule: messenger RNA, 1903 nt
Organism: Pseudomassariella vexata
Lineage: Eukaryota; Fungi; Ascomycota; Sordariomycetes; Amphisphaeriales; Pseudomassariaceae
Exons: 2
Coding region: 217-1512 (431 amino acids)
Source: RefSeq, a predicted model, not a curated record
CCCCGCCUCUCGCUCUGUGGAUCAGCGGAUCCUGGUCAGAUCGCCGUGGGGUGUCGCAGCCGCUGUCGGUGAGCCUAGCUUACCACCGCCGGCUUCCCAUUCUGCGCCAACAAUCGCAAUAUCUUUAUCUUUAUCCACGAAGCCUUCCCCUUUUUCUAUUCCUCUAUUUCACUUUCUUUUGUAUCGCGCUCCUCGAAUAUAGCGCCUUCGACCGAAAUGUACAACCAUCUUUCGCAGCGCGCUACUCGCGCAACCUCGUCUGCGACAUCGGGCGCCAUGCCCCAGCAACGGCACCGCAAUGAUGAAUCUUGGGUCGAGGUUUCGUCCCAUCCAUCAUCGUCGUCCGUAUCGUCCGUUGGUGACGAAAUCGUCACGACUGGUCUGCGAGUCGGCUCGUCUGCUUACGCUGCCCGCAGACGACGCUUACACCCACAGUCGUACAACCACCUACAGCAGAACGCCAACAACCACCUACAGCAGAACGCCAACAACCACCUACAGCAGAACGCCAACACGUCAAAUCAAACCGGGCGAACUCUAACCGGAAGCCAGGAGGAAUACGAAGAAAGCGAGACUGAUUCCGAUCACCUUCUGACCUCGUCCACCGAAAACAUUACUUCAGUGCCGAGCCCAAUUCCCACCCCUCUGCGCAACGUCUACCCAGCCGAUAAUGAUACAAGUGACGAGGAAGAAGACGAUGACGAGAACGCGACUGCCCUCGGUGCACGCGGCCCAUCCGACUCGUUCCGUCCCCAGCCAAAUGCUUUCUCGCACCCGCCCUCGCAUCUCCAGCAUCGUCACUCCACUAGUUCCAGCAUCCCUCAACAUCAUCCAAGGCCUUCUUUUCGCCAGCGCAGUAGCACACGUAUCGAUCGGCGUGCUCCUAAUUUGGUCUCCCCAAACUACCAGGCCGACAACGAUGAAGCCCUGCGUGCCAGCCUCACAACCCUUCUGAGCUGUGCUGCAGCGGCACGGGCACGCAAGGAUGGCGAGAAGGAGCUGGGAGAGCGUACAGGUCCCAGUGGCGGUCAGCCGAUGAACUUGCGACUCGUCCCAGAGAGUGAGUUGAUGGAUCCGACCUCACGCCCGACAGCGCAAGGUAGAGUUUUGAGAGCCGACGCCCCAUCGACGACUGCAACCUCGCGCGAGGCUGUUGCUGGCGGCCACAAGACAAAGCGCGCGGCUACUCCCACUCCAACUGGAAAGUCACCACGCGCAACCAAGAAAAAGAAGACGGCAGGCUCAGAUGACGCUUUGAUAAGUCCCACGUUACUCACCUGGGUUGUGAGCGCCGGGGUUGUGGUGCUCGUGAGUGUCGUCGGAUUCGGAGCCGGCUAUGUCAUUGGGCGCGAGGUUGGGCGACAGGAUGCUCUGGCUAGCCUGGGAUCCGGGAAUGCAAGCUCACUUGCUACUGAGGGUGGCAGCUGUGGCAGGGAGGCUAUCAGGAGUGGUGGGGGUACUCUAAGAAGAUUCCGCUGGGGCAGCGGCAUGGGGAAGAGUAUCGCUGCGUAGUGUGGUGAUAGGUUGAGCAACUUGGUGUUCGAGAUGUUUACGCUUGCUAGAUUUCGAGUUUAAUACCUCGAAAGGCAUCGCAGGAAAGAGGAUCAUCAUCGCAUAAGACGCCAAGAGAUGGUCGCGGGUCACGAACAACAGCAUGUGCAUUCGCCCAUAUCAUGUUUGGGAGUUACAGGGUUUGCAACAGCCGUUUGGCUGCUUUUUUUAAUUUUUACAGAGCGAGGAUGGGCGUGCGAGGAUUGAGGAUUGGAGGAUUUCGAAGACCUUAGUGAACUGGAUGAAUACGAUGAUUCUGUUGAAGAUUAGUUCCACGGAUACUUUAGGUUAGCUGGCUGGCGUUGGCUAGCGUGUAGCUGUAGCUAUUAAAUAAUGAGUCAGUUAAGCGCCC